Molecule: messenger RNA, 1058 nt
Organism: Brassicogethes aeneus
Lineage: Eukaryota; Metazoa; Arthropoda; Insecta; Coleoptera; Nitidulidae
Source: the annotation of a GenBank genome assembly
CACGGCCGCACGCUUUUUUAAAUUUGACGGGAACAAUUUGCGCGCGCAAUGAAUCAGGCUCCCGUUUCCUGCAUUCCGACCCAAUCUAAAAUGUCGAAGGCGAAAAAGGUUCUUGAAGAAUCUCGGGAAAUUCAAAAUCCCGAGCUCGAUUUGGCAGAUAAAAAUGUUUCCACGUUCGAGGAGAUGCCUGGUUUAUUGAAUAUGACCUAUGUAACCAGACUUACCUUAAGCCACAACAAAAUAAAAGUUGUUCCACCUGGAUUAGCAAACUUAAUAAAUCUUGAGAUUCUUAAUUUUUCAAACAACCAAAUUGAAGAACUUCCAUUAUCUUUAUCGUCUAUGCCAAAAUUAAGAAUAUUGAAUCUGUCGAUUAACAGGCUGUUUACAUUACCUAGAGGUUUUGGAGCUUUUCCUGCCCUCGAAGUUUUGGAUUUAACUUACAACAACUUAAAAGAUGAUUCUUUACCAGGAAACUUCUUUAUGAUGGAAACAUUAAGAGCCUUAUAUUUGGGUGACAAUGACUUUGAACAUCUACCAGCUGAUAUCAAGAACUUAAAAAAUCUUCAAAUACUUGUUCUGAGAGAAAACGAUAUUGUAGAACUCCCAAGUGAAAUUGGGGAAUUGACUAGAUUAAGGGAGUUGCAUCUUCAAGGCAACAGGUUGACAAUUUUGCCCCCAGAACUUGGAAAUUUGGAUAUGGCAUCUCAGAAAGCUGUUUUUAAGUUUGAAGGAAAUGAAUGGGUUGAACAAAUUAAGGAUCAGUUGCAAUUGGGAGUAUCACAUCUGAUGGACUAUCUUAAAAGUGAUACUUACAGAAUGCUUUACAAGAGGUAUAUUACAAAUAAACCUCCCCCCCCACCUCCAUGUGUCGACAAAAGCAAGAAAAUAUCAAGAAUUCGUUAAUUUAACGGACUUUGUUUAACUUCAACGCUUUCUUGUGUGCCUUAUAACUGCCUUAAUGUAGAAAAAUUAAGAAAAUAAUAUCUAUACUAUGUAGUACCUAUUAAUUGUUUAAAUUUUAAUAUUUAUAUUUGUAUAUGUAUAAUUUUAUAACUAUC